Polyodon spathula (Mississippi paddlefish) is the source of this 4669-nucleotide messenger RNA. Its product is annotated as CD276 antigen-like. Bases 348 to 1235 code for a protein of 295 amino acids. The record is from RefSeq and is a predicted model, not a curated record. Lineage: Eukaryota; Metazoa; Chordata; Actinopteri; Acipenseriformes; Polyodontidae. The transcript has 8 exons.
ACCCCGCCGUGUGGGGAAAUUCCUGCCCAUAUUCACGACAUCAUCUUGGACAAAGAGAGCAGGAAAGUCGCGGGGACGGACGAGCAGUUAAUGCGAUCUUUCUGUACAGGAAACGCUGCACUGUGAGUUACUACUAAACUCAACACAGAGGACCCGAAACACUACCAGCUGCCUGGAUAGCCUAACAACUAAGGAGAAAUGCACUAGUUCCACCCUGACAGGAAGACUUAAAAAUAUUUUUUGCUUUCACACUGAAGAACAGUUUAAGUAAGGCUCGAGAGUAGUCUGCUUAAAGGGUUUGAAGUCUCCCACUGCAAGUCCCCUCUAGCAUCCCUCCUGAUUUUAGGAUGCUCCUGAUCCUUCUCACCCCAGCCCUGUUUGCACUGAGCGUAUUGGCCGCUCUCGAUGUCCAGGUCCCCGAGGACCCUGUGGUGGCCCGGUUUGGGAGUGACGUCACCCUCAACUGCUCCUUCUCCAGCGGCUCUGCCUUCAACCUGUCGGACCUCAGCAUCUUCUGGCAUCUGACGGACACCAAGCGGCCGGUGCACUACUUCUCCUCGGGGCUGGACCAGGACAUCUACAGCAACCGCACCCAGCUGUACUGGGGAGAGCUGGGGUCCGGCAACGCCUCCCUCUUACUGCGUAGAGUCCAGAUCCAGGACGAGGGCAGCUUCACUUGCUUUGUGAGAAUCCGCGAGUACAACAGUGCCGCCCUGCUGCUGCAAGUGGCAGCCUCCUACUCCAAGCCACAGCUGACCCUGGAGCCAGACUCGAACCUGCGGCCGGGGGAUGAGGUGUCGGUGAGCUGCCUGGCGUAUGGGGGAUACCCGCAGGCCACUGUGCUGUGGCAGGAUGGGAAGGGCGCUAACCUGACGGAGAACGUGACCACCUCGCAGGUCGCCAGCGAUGAGGGGCUGUUCCAUGUGCGGAGUGUGCUGCAGGUCAUGCUGGAGCCCAACAGCACCUACAGCUGCGUGGUGAGGAACCCGGUGCUGGGCGAAGAGACUCACGCUUCGGUCACCAUCACAGGUCAGCAUAUGUCUUUCCCCCCGCUGGCUCUCUGGGUGACGGUUGGACUGGCUGUGUGCCUCCUGGGACUGCUGGUCACCCUGGCGUACAUCUGCCGCCACAAGAUCCGUGAGAGCUGCAAAGAGGGAGCCGCGGUUGAACAGGGGCAGGAAACUGAAGACGAAGAAUCGAAAACAGCAAUGCAGCCACUGAAAACAAGAAAAUGAAGGUGAAAGAAAACGUUGAUGGCAACAAGGUGAAAUGGCUCCCAUUGUGCACACCUCCUAUCAGACAUGGCCACACACACUUUCUGUUCAAGCAUAAUCCGCACACCUAGUUUUGCUGGAGGACAUUUAAUUAAGUUAUAAAAAAAAAAAAAAAAAAAAAAAAAAAAGAUUUUGGCCUUAUUUGAUGUAUCCCGUAACGCUGGAAGACCUACCGUCUAGGACACCCUGCAGUGAAGAGGAGAGGUUUUCACCUAUUCUGUCCUCUACUGGAUUUGAAACCAACUGCAAAACUUUGAAGGGCUUCCAAAAGAUCCCUAUUUCCUUGAUUGUAGUUGUGCUUGUAUUUUUUUUUUUAAUACAGUAUUGUUUAGUUUUUUUUUCAGGUCUACUCUACUUUUUACAGUGUGUGUAUAAUAUAUAUAAAUACACACACACACACUGACUGCUUAUGAGAUAAACAUAGGGGAUGGCAUUUGUCAGAGAGAGCCCUGGAAUCUCGGAAGGAGAGUUGCCAUGUGACAUGCACCCCAUUGCAUAACUUCCACUGUGGGUGCUGAUGUACAGCCAUAAUUUACAUACAUAGAGUUGAGUGAACUAUUAUCUUGGCUGUGUAACAGGCAGCUCUUAAUGCAAUACCAGUUCAGCCAAGUCUAACACGCUGACCUUUGAAUGCCAGGAAACCUGAAUUAUGGAAAACAGUGCCUCCUAUUGGCUAUUGUACCUACCACAAUUAUUGUGAAGGGACCUUUUUACUGAUGAGGCCUUAAAGCCUUUGUAUUUGCAAAUUCUGCUUCCACUAUACUACAAUAGCUAUUACGAUUUGAGAAUAACUUCCCAAAAAAGGCCAAAGACUUCAAUAUGUGUUUUAACGUUAUUUAAAUUCCACUUUAACUAGCACGUGAUUACAAAUACUUUUGAUCAACUGAAGUCUGUUUUGUAUUAAAUUUCAGAUCCAUACUGCAGACUGAAAGUACAUAGACCUGUUUACAGAGCAUUCCGGGUAAACAAGUGCCUAAAAGUGCCUGCUUGUUUGGUGGCUUCCUGAACUUCUCCCAGUACUUUCAGGACACAACAUGAAGGACUGCUUUAAGAUAUUGUUUUUAAAGCCCAUUUUUUUUCAGAGAGGGUUAGAAGGGUAUUCUGUUUGUAAAUCUCAUUGUUUCAGAGAGAGUAAGGAGUGUAUUCUGUCUUUUUUUUAAAACAUUUUUUAAUUACUGUUUAAUGUAAAAUAAUGUUUAUAAUUCUCUUUACAAAAAAAAGUGUCCUUUAAACAAAACAAAAUCUGUGGACGGCCCAUUAUAAUUUUGAUUCAGUUAGAUGAAUAACGUAAUUGCACACAAUGCAGUGGCAAGUGUGUUAUUUUCGUGUCUUCAAAUUUGCAUAAUAGCCUUCUGCAGACUUCAGACAAUCAACCAAAGAAUAUUGUUAGGUCUGUAAACCAGGAAAGCUUUUGUUUUAUUUAACAUAUUAAGUGUAGUGAAAUAUCCAUAGGAGAAACUUCAGGGAUUACUCCUCAAUUAAAACACAUUUCACUGAAGCCCCAAGCCAGAGUUUUUUUUUUUUUUUUUUUUUUUUUAAUAGGCAAUACAGCAUUUCAGUAGUUAUAGUUUAAAUUACCGUAUACCAUAUCUUCAAAGCAAACAGUUACUAGAAAGCAUGCUAAAUCUCACUACGUAACCAAGAAUGCUUACCAACCCAAAAGAUGUUGAUGGGAUGACAGAAGCAGCAGACAAUCUGAUGAAAUUCAUCACCCUGAUUCUAGUAAAGAAUUCACAGUAGACAAGCAUGCGCACCUUUCAAACUAUUUUGUGUGAAAUCAAAACCAUGCACGGCCUUAUUGAAAUUCUCCCUGAUCCUAGUUCCGGAGGGUUGUGGCUACCACUGGUAAUUUUACGCAGUUUUAGGUGGGAGAUAACUAAAUUAGUUAAGAAGAAAAAACAGUUUUCAAUGGAUUAAAACAUUGUUUUACUUUCAAGCUAGAUAAUCACGGGGUGUACUUCAUUAUCACUGUUUUCUUAAUACUCUUCAAACCCUCAGUAUUCUAGAAAGAUGUAAUACUGUAUAGUAGAUGCAUGUUUGCACUGAUACAAGACCUACAGUCAUGUCAGGCAGGCCUGAAAAAAGGAGUAGAAUUUUCAGUGUGCAAAGGGUAACUUAACACCCGUCCUGGUUGCUCUCAUGUAAACCUACAAUGGUGCAGUACAACAAAAUGCACCAGUGCACACUGGCCAAAAACUGAUUCCAAAAUUACAGGGCCAUAUCCUGAGAACACUCCAGUUAAAACUUCAGUUGCCUUUCUAGUUUAAUUGUGUUACAAUUGUUUUAUUCCUCUCAGAAAAUGUGCCUUUGAGUCAGCUAGCAAUGUGAAGAAAUAUCCGAUGGCUCCAGGAAAUCAAGACCACUGGGAAUCGGCCCCAUUCAGUGUUUUUGCAUCUCUUAUUUUUAGCACUCUUUGUAAGGACAUUCAGUCUGUUUUCGCAAACUUUCCUGCCACUGUUGUAUGAUCCUGAGCCUGAGCAUGUUCCUUUGAUCUGAAGAAAGUCUAGAUAGCAUUCCCACAAAUCAAACGUCUGUAAAUUCCAUAUUCUCUAUUUUAGUCGAGUUGAAAAUCCAUUGGAUUGAAAGCAUGACGGUUAAGGGCAGGCUUUACUUCAAACCAGAUGGGCCAUGUCUGUUACAAAGUGUGUGGCGACUACGAUUACUCAUUGUGUUUUUUCCAGUAGCGUUUAACUGUGUGUUUUACUGAUAAAUGAUGAUGUUAGUACGAGUUGAAGCAGUCUUCUUUCUGGGGAGCCUCACUGUUAUAUGGCUUAAGGUUAAAGAUUUAUAUUUUGUUUAAUAUAUUGCAGGCUCUUCAAUCCUCAAACUCAAUGAAUGAAAACAAUCUUGUUCUGCAUCCAAGCUUGUUUAGAAGUGGCUUCAAAUAAUGUGAUCAGGGCUGAGCAGGCAAUCAGACCCAAGACCUAUAACUACAAUUGUGCCACUGCGAUCAGAGCCAAGACCUAUAACUACAACUGCAAAGAAACCUUUUAGCUACAGUUUUUUUUGGUACCCCUCCCUUUCCAUUCUGAAUGUUUCCAAUCAUUGUUUGUGUAUCCGGUGCUGGUUCACCAAACAGAACAUGAAAACAACGAUCUUUGACAACCCACAGGGGACGCUACAACCAAACUCUUGACCCAAACACUAUUUACUCCUGUAAUCGUUACUAUUGAAGGGGAGUUGUAUUUCUUAUUUUGUAUUGCUGUGUCCUUUAGCAAGUCUUAGUUUUUUUUAAAUUGUGUUUUACCACAUGCUGUAAGAAUGGAGCUUCGUGGCAUUGUUGCAUUGAGCAUUGCCAAAUCGAAACAGUCACCUGCUUUUGUUGUUGUGUAUUUACUGGUUAAAUGAAAACCACCAUUUGGGACAUAAUAAAUAUCUUUCAAGAGGUUGUAAAA